This is a messenger RNA of Puma concolor (puma), 789 nucleotides long. NCBI's taxonomy places the organism in Eukaryota, Metazoa, Chordata, Mammalia, Carnivora, Felidae. The record is from RefSeq and is a predicted model, not a curated record.
AUGGCCAACUGUCUGGGCUGGGUUUCUGUGGUAACAUGUGGGGCUGCAGUGAACCUAACCUUGGUCACUCCAGAGAAGGCCAUCAAGCUGGCAGCCAAUGACUUCUUCCGGCAGCUGCUAAUGGAGGAUGGGAUGCAGCGGAACCUGAAGAUGGAGAUGCUAGCUGGAUGUGGAGCUGGAAUGUGCCAAGUGGUUGUCACUUGUCCCAUGGAAAUGCUCAAGAUUCAGCUGCAGGAUGCUGGCCGCUUGGCAGUUCAUCGUCAGGGCUCGGCCUCAGCGCCUUCCUCCUCCAGGUCCUACACUACCCGCUCGGCUCCCACCCACAAGCGCCCGUCUGCCACCCUUAUUGCCUGGGAACUACUUCGCACCCGGGGCCUGUCUGGUCUCUAUAAGGGUCUGGGCGCCACUCUCCUCAGAGACAUUCCCUUCUCCAUCAUCUACUUCCCACUGUUUGCCAACCUUAACAACCUUGGGUUCAACGAGCGUACCGGGAAGGCCUCCUUUGCUCAUUCCUUUAUGUCAGGCUGUGUUGCGGGUUCCAUAGCUGCUGUCACAGUAACACCUCUGGACGUUUUGAAAACUCGAAUCCAAACCCUCAAAAAAGGCCUGGGUGAGGACAGCUACAGUGGGAUCACCGACUGCGCCAGGAAAAUCUGGAUUCAGGAGGGACCAUCCGCCCUCAUGAAGGGAGCAGGCUGCCGGGCCCUGGUCAUAGCCCCUCUCUUUGGGAUUGCCCAAGGGGUCUACUUCAUUGGUAUUGGAGAGCGGAUCUUAAAGUGUUUCGAGUAG